This is a messenger RNA of Myotis davidii, 312 nucleotides long. Its product is annotated as putative serine/threonine-protein kinase PRKY. Lineage: Eukaryota; Metazoa; Chordata; Mammalia; Chiroptera; Vespertilionidae. Gene Ontology annotation, biological process: protein phosphorylation. The annotation marks the transcript as partial. The transcript has 3 exons. Gene Ontology annotation, molecular function: ATP binding; protein kinase activity. The record is from RefSeq and is a predicted model, not a curated record.
CCACACCGGCUGGGCCACCGUGGGCACCGGGACCUUUGGGCGGAUGCAGCUGGUCCGGCAGAAGACGGGCAAGCAGUUCUUCGCGCUGAAGGUCAUGAGCAUCCCCGACGUCAUCCGUCUCAAGCAGGAGCAGCACGUGCACAACGAGAAGUCGGUCCUGAAGGAAGUCAGCCACCCCUUCCUGGUCAAGCUGUCCUGGACCCUCUGUGGGACCCCCGAGUACCUGGCCCCCGAAGUCAUUCAGAGCAAGGGCCACGGCUGCGCCGUCGACUGGUGGGCGCUGGGUAUCCUCGUCUUUGAGAUGCUUUCGGG